Acytostelium subglobosum LB1 is the source of this 1596-nucleotide messenger RNA. RefSeq lists its product as hypothetical. The transcript is spliced from 2 exons. The record is from RefSeq and is a predicted model, not a curated record. Lineage: Eukaryota; Evosea; Eumycetozoa; Acytosteliales; Acytosteliaceae. The coding region runs from base 1 to 1596 and encodes 531 amino acids.
AUGUCGGGCGACCGCAUAUCCUUCUUCACAAACAAUCCCUUCAUUGUAAAUUCAACAACAAACACCAUGGACACAAUCAGCAGCAGCAGCAGCAAUAAGAAAUUAAAGAUUCAACAUUUCAGUGAGCCAUCUUUCUCUUCUUCAUCCUCCUCCUCCUUUUCAACAUCUCCAUCGUCAACUUCCAAGUUGAUGGACAUCCUCAACCCCGCCACCGACGACGAAUACAGCAAUGACACAACCUCCUUCCAACAAUUUGAGCCACGUGUACCAAGAUUGUCCACAUCGGCCAUUCACAUUGGCAACAACAGUGCCAGCAACGGAUCAACUCUCUGCUAUUCACCUCCAUCGUCCCCAAUGGACCAUCGUCUUCCUUUGACACCUUCACAACUCUCUGCCAACUCCAACACCAACAUGGUGCACCAAUGGAUGCAAGAGCUUGCCAACAUCAAGAAGCGCGAGAACUUCCUCUUGGAGAGUCUCAAGUGUGUAGAUGCCCCUCGCAGCCAAUCACCACAGCAACUUCAGCAGCAGCAACAACAACAAUCAGCUGACAACAAACAAUACAUAACAAUCGUUAGACAACCUUCCGAGAUGGUCAUCAGCAAUAGAUACAUCAAUCCAUCACCAUAUAUGUCUGUUGACUCUGAACUGCUGUCGAGAACAUCAGGCCAGCUGACAGUCCAGGCCAAGUUGACCUACCACACAUCUUCACACCCGGUCGUCGCCAAGCAAUCCGAGGAUCGCCAGGAUGUCCUCCAAGGUAUCCUCUCACAAGACGUUGACAGAAGCAACGGCGUCGUCGUUUUCAACAAGCUAAAGGUCUGUGAGGUAUCCUCCAAGCACAACCACCAAUCCUUCUGCCUCGAGUUUACCCUCUACGAGCAAGGCCAGCAGUUGGCUCGCGCCACAUCCUCCCCAUUCCUUGUUUUGUCUCGCUCUUACAAGCGCAAGAAGGAUGAGGACCAGUCCACCGACUCUGACUCACAGGAGCCCUCGUCGCCCCACUCUGUCUGCUCUUCCUCUUCCGACAACGAGCCAGUAUCGCCAACCCAGAGCUCUGGAGCCGAUCCAAACUACAUCGACAUCACCGAUCUCCUUGUACUGCCCCAGAAGGAGGCCGCCGCUCGUCUUGGCAUCUCCGAGUCCAUGCUCUGCAAGCGCUUCAAGGAGUGCACCAGAAGGAAAUGGCCAUACCGCUACCUGCGCAAGAUCGACAAGGUCAUCAAGGUGCUCACACUCUCCUCCAAUGGCAACGAGAUCACCAAGGAAGAGCAGGCCAACCUUGAGAAGCUGCAGCGCGAGAGGGUUGAAUGCCUUCUUCCUGUCAGAAUCAGAAUCACCGGCUGUCUGGAGAAGGACGACGAUAUCAGGUCGUCUGGUUCUCCUAAUCAGCUCGUGCCACAGUUGCCAAGCAAGACUAGCGUGACCGCCGUCACCCUUGCCAGCCAAGAAGACACUGCCGCCGCCACCGCCAGUGCCAGCAUCUCCUCUCUCCUCCAAUCCACCGCCUCGUCGCACGCACCAGCCAACUCGGAGCGCGACAGUCUGGAAAACAUCUUGGAGACAUUGGAGAUGUUGAAGCACAACCGUCACUGA